AUGACAACAUACCUACUCUUCGUGGUGGGAUGCGUUGCACAGAAAGUGUAUUUUGACUGUGGUGCCAGGGUGGAUGUGGUCGAUGCCCAAGGCCUCAUUCUUUCACCUGGAUUCCCCUACAACUACUCCUCUGGGACGCAUUGUGUGUGGCAGUUCUUUGUGCCCAUUGACUUUCAGCUUAUCCUGGAGAUAUUUGAUUUCGACGUGUUUGAAAGCCACGACGCCGCAAGCCAGUACUCGAACAUAGGCAACUUUGAGGACUCUGAUGAAGAAGUGACGUUCAUUCAAGGGCGCUCGGUGUCGGAUGAUGCGUCAAAAGAGGAUUCUGCGAAAGAUCAGCAAUCCUUCCCCGAUGCACAAGUCAAACAGGUAGUUCUCCGAGACCAAUCUACGAAAAUGGAGCUUACGAAAGUGUCAAACUCUGCCAAAAGAUCAGCCGAUAUAAGUCCAAACUCUGCACAACCGUCUCUUGUUGUGAUUCCCGGAAGUCUUUCUCCCAACGACAAAUCCUCAAGCCUUCCCAGUGCAGAAACUACAACCGUUUUAUCAACUCUUUUUACCGAAUCAUCGCCCGUUAGCCCUGAAACACAGCAGCCAAUCCUCGAUGCGUGCCCACAUGACGUCUUGUACAUAUCGGACCUUAUCACAUUCGCCUCUCGGUUCUGUGGCUCAAACAAACCUCCCAGUAGCCAGUUAGUGUUCGGGUCAGACCAGGAAAUGGUUGAAGUCAUAAUGGAGCUAAUAACGACGACGCAUUGGGGCCGCGGCUUCGCUCUUCUUUUUCAUUACCAUAACCUGACGGAACCAGGCGCCACAAGGAGGAAUGUGACGUUUGCAUCCAGUACAGUGGACUCUCUGCUGGCUACUGUGAGUGGAGCGGCUUUCCUCGCCCUAAUCCUGACCAGUGCCCUCUGCAUCAUAUUCAGACCCAAAUUCUGUCCAAAAAGAGACAAUUCUAGCACAUCCAGCAGCCCUGAGGUGCCAGAGGGAGUUCCUCACAUAGCGCCGGAGCUGAGCGAGCUGCAGCUGAUGGCGGAGGAUCAGACCGGAGCUGAAAACAAGGACCACUCUCCACCGCUCACAGUCAGUGCUGGUGCUGGAGACACCAGUGCAGAGGUGGAUCUGUCUGGUGGUCUGAUGGAGCUCGAUCUUGGACCUGAUGAAGUCUUCAUCUCAUCACCAGCACCAGGGGUCAUUGCUAAUCACUUCACUCCACACACGCGGCGUGAGCGGUUUCUUCGGCACAGUGACACCGGGCCAGGUCCUUCAGGGGACUGGCCUUCUCCGGACUCGUGUGGGAGCAGGUCAAAGUCCGUGAGCAGCUCCAGACCCCGGGCUUGGAGCGUGCGGACCUUCCAGGACUUUUUCCCUCCUCUGCCGCAGCUGCACAAGAAGUGGUGCAGCUGGAACUCCACCAGUCCCUUCACAAAGCUGGUGGACACAGCGCCAUCCAGCCGGGGUGCAGAUGCCCGAGGGAACGUUGGCCGAGAGGUAUUUUCCGAUGAGAAUUUGGGAAAGACGGACACCAGCACCAUCUCCGACUCUCCUAUGAGCAACGCGUCUUACCCCCUCACCCAACAGGCACAAAGACAGCGGCGCCUCAACUCCACCAGCAACCUGCGGCGCUCCCGAUUCACCGGCCCCUGCUUUGGGCUGCUCUCCGGGACCACUGACCCAGCAAAGACCCUUCCUGCUCAGAGUCCCACCACUGAGCCUGCGCCUGUGUCGUCCAGUGCAGACAGCAGCCAGCCGGGGAAGAGGCGAGGGGAGAUCCAGGCAGAGGGGGAUCACAUCAGCGUCCAGGUUUUUGCCAUUUCUGAAGAGGAGGACCGGCAGCCUUUGGUCCCAGCGGAGCAUCUGGACCACCCGGCUGCACCCCAAGCACUGAACGGGCUGGGGAGAGGGGUCUAUGAGGGGAAAAGGUCAGUUGGAGGUAGUCCUAAGAGCCAAAGGGCCAGAGGAGAGUGGAGGCCAUGGGGAAGCCAGGUGUCUGGAGGGGUGAUGGUCAGCUCCAAAGCGGCCCAUACUGUCCGUGACCCCCAGGUGCCCGUCGGCCCCGCCACAGCCCUGUGCAGUGCCAUCCACCAGAUGUGA
Molecule: messenger RNA, 2094 nt
Organism: Knipowitschia caucasica
Lineage: Eukaryota; Metazoa; Chordata; Actinopteri; Gobiiformes; Gobiidae
Source: the annotation of a GenBank genome assembly